UAUGAUGAAAGUACUAUGAAGAACUGUGAUGCAGGUCAUGAAAUCAAUAACAUUUUUGUUCUUUCAGCUCCCCAAAUGGCAGUGAAUGUUUUUUCUACAAGUGCAACAGUUGAGAACCUGAGCCGCCAUGACAUGCUGGCUUGGGUCAACGACUGCUUGCAGUCCUCUUUCACAAAGGUGGAAGAACUUUGUACUGGAGCUGCAUAUUGCCAGUUUAUGGACAUGUUGUUUCCAGGAACCAUUCCCAUGAAGAGAAUAAAGUUUAAUACAAAUUUGGAGCAUGAAUACAUCAAUAACUUCAAGGCACUCCAAGCAGCCUUCAAGAAAGUCAAUGUAGACAAGAUUGUGCCUGUGGAUAAAUUGAUAAAGGGCAAGUUUCAGGACAAUUUUGAAUUUCUUCAGUGGUUUAAGAAAUUCUUUGAUGCUAAUUAUGAUGGAAGUGAAUAUGAUGCAGUAAUGGCAAGAGGAGGAGACAUUUUAGGCAAGAGUAGUGCCUCAGCGCCUCGUAAAGCUGCAGCUUCCAUUGGUGGACCAAGGUCAAUGGGGCGGCCAGCUGGAGGUAUGCGGCAAGCAGCCCCAACACGCAUUGCAGCCCGACCAGCUGCCAAUAGAUCACCAGGAAUGAAUAAUGCACAGGUGGAAGAACUGUCAGCUCAGUUGAUGGACAUGAGAUUGACAGUGACUGGGUUGGAGAAGGAGCGUGACUUCUACUUUGGAAAGCUGCGAGACAUCGAGGUACUAUGUCAAGACGAAGGGGAGCAGGCGCCGCCAAUCAUCCAGAAGAUCUUGGACAUCCUGUAUGCUACUGAGGACAAUUGUGCAGAGAAUCCAGACAGCUUUACUGAGAAUGAGAAUCUACGUUCCCAAAUACAGGAUGGCUUUGCUGCCCCAGAGGAUGUUGAGGAUGUUCCUCCCCCCCCAGAGGAGGAAGAGUACUAAGGGACCAAUCACCAACGCCCAUCACAACACAAUGUGGGUCCAAUGCGGGCACUGCAGUCUAGGUGUUGUUGUUCCAUAAAUCACUGCUUGAGGGCUUGUUAAGUGCGGGUCCUUGGUGUGGAGGCAUAUCUACCUUGUCUUUUUUAUUAUUUCUUUUUUAUGAUGAUGAAUCAGCUGGAACUAGACUCAAGUAGUCGAGGAAAUUAUUUUCAAGAGACUCGCAAACAAUUUCGAAAAAAAAAAUAAAAAACACAAAACGAAUAGAUGUAAAAGGAUUUUAAAAAAUGAUACAAGUCCUCCUUCUAAGUCACCUUCUUUGAAAAAAUUAAUUAUAAACUAACUCAUAGCCAGUUCCUUGCUGACAUUUCCGACUAUUUUUUACUCGCAAUUCAAGGAGAUAUGAUUGGUAUUAUGUAAGGACAAUAAUUCACAAAUGCCUAGGACUUCUUUGCCUUACAAUCCUGCUGUUUUGCACGGCACAUCAUAUCCUGUCAUCCUGUUUGUAAUUCUUGUAAUGUCUUCAUUGCUUACUCAUAUUGUUAUUAUGUGCAAAAUAAAUUAUUUGCAACAAUCCCAAAAUGUUUUAGGUUUUUAUCCUACAAUUAGAAAGCUAAUUCCAUUGGAUCAGGAUGCUGAAAGGAUUGAAUGAUUGGUGGAAAUUAGAGCCAACUUGUUUUUAACUUGUAUAGAGCCUAAAGAUAUGGUACCAAAUGCAUUCUCAUGUCCAAUUAGUUUCCCCUUUGUCUGUGUCACAGUAUUUUGUAAGAUUUUUUUUCUUUACCUCGAAACAGCAUCCCUCUUGUGUAGGGUGACUGAUACAGCAUUACCAAAGUCUCAGUCAGUACUUAAGAUUAGAUCCACAGCAACACCUGUAACUUGACUUUCUUGUAUUGUGUGCCAAGUAGGUUUCCAUCCUUUUGCAGUUGUGUAAACAUUUAGCUUUUCUUUGCAGAAAGUUAGGUUUUCACUUUUUUUUUAAUAGGGAUAUACUAACAACUAUGUUCUUUAAAGCUGUAAUGUGUGGCAUAUUGUAAUUGCUUUUAUUAUUGUAAUUAUUUGUAUGAGAAUGCCAUAAUCAAAUGAGCUGGGUUAUUCCAUGUGGCUGGCUAUAAAUUGGUUUCACUGGAUGAUGCUGAACUUGAAAAAUCAUGAUAAUUUUUUGAAAAUCUAAUUAAUUUACAUGGUUAAUGUAAAAUGAAUUCUCAACAUUGUCUGUUUAUCAGUAAUCAAGUGGAUGGGCUGCAGGUUGCAUGAAGCUUGAGUGGAGACUUCAGAAGGGAAAAUCUGGCUCCAGUGACUCAAAAAAGUGUCACAAAUAGAUAAUGUAUAGAGACACAGGAGUUGAAACAGCACAAGGAUCACAAGAUACUGAUUUAAAAGUCAAAAGGUGUCACCCUUUGCAAGCAGGGAUAUUGAGUUGCGCUAGAGUUUGUGUAUGGAAGCAAAAGGACUUUGGGGUAUCCUUUUUUUUCAAUUUUAAUAAGUGGACUUUACUUGUUUGGUAUCUUCUUGCAAUGCAAAAUUAAACUCAAUGCAUACAUUGAUAAUUUGCACAUUCAAAAGUAUAGAAAUGUAACUCAAAUGGGCCAAUCUUACUGUGCUAACUGUGUAUCCCUAUAUUAUUCUUGAUAGCUAGGAAAGUGCACAUAGUUUUUAUUUCACAUUUCUUGUUCUUUUAUGGCUUACCUUAUAUUGGUAUUGUCUACACAUUUACAGUGAUGACGUAUGUUUCUCAUGCUCAAAGUAUGUGUUAGAGAAAGUAACCAUAAGUUUUCUCAAAUGCGACUUUUAAUUGAUAUUUAAGUUUUCUUUAGAGAAACCAUGGUUAUUAGUUUUCAUGUGUUGGAAUUUCUGAUGAGAUAUGAAGAUUUAAGUGUCUAGAUGUGUGUUUUUAAGUAAGACUGCUUUUGUAUAUGUAUGUGUUUUCUCUUUAUCUGUACAUGUACAUGGAAAAAGUAAGAUAUUUUUCUGUCAUUUCUUUUAUUCCCUGUUUAAAUAAAGAUCCCCGUUGUCCUGUUCCAAUUAACAUGCUGAAAUGAUCUGAUAUGUUAGGACAACUUAAUUCUUAAUGGGAAAGAGAAAAUAUAGAUAUUUACUAAAAGGAAUUAAGGAUAUUGCAAACACUCGUUUGUGAAUGGGUGUGUGAGUAUUUGCAUAUGAUUGUUCAAGGCAUGUGCCCUAAGAAUGAAUGGAUUUCUGAAUGAGUUUCUUUGACACAUGUCUGUGUCCUACACACAUAUAAGCAUAUUUAAUGUUUAUUUUAUUGUAUUUGCUUUCCAUAUUUCAAGACUGAAAUUUCUUGUAGAUGGCUGCAAUAUAUACUGUAUGCUCUCAAAUAUGUAGUUUGUAAGGAUGAAGUUCUAUGCACAGAGCAGGGAAGAUCCCUUUAGUUUUCUAACAUGGAAGAAUAUUUUACUUAUUACAUCUCACACACAUGACAUCAUCAAUAUUAUCCAGAUACAAUAGUUUACUACUAAUGAUACUGACACUUCAAAUGUUCACAGAUUUUUCACAUCCCUGCUAAUGGCUGUUACACUCUGCUGUACUUGGAAGUUUUGCUGGUCGACUACUUAAUUAUUAUCAUUGCGUAAGGGAAGUACACAAGAUGGUACCAUGCUAACCCUUUAAAUAAACUCUUCGACUGACAUUUUUCUCACCGUAAAGAGUUAAGGAGGCUUUCAGUACUUAAAGAGGUUGAAUGAAGUAUGAGAGUGAAAGUGAUGUACUGAGCUCCGAUAUUGUCUAGGGUUAAUGUGUUUCUCUUGAGAGUGAAAUAUGGUUAGGGCAAUAAUUUUGGACUCUAGGGAUAAAUGCUCUUCUAACCUACUAACAAGUCCAUGACUUAAAGCCUGCAAUGCUUCUUGAUUGAUGCAUUUUUCUGUAGUUAUGAACCACGUGCUUGUGUUCCUUUUCCAUGGUCAGGUAUACUUCUAUACAUCAGUUGAUAAUGUUCCAUCUAAUUUGGUUCUGAUUUUGAUUGUUAUGUAUUAAGUAUAUUUUGUAAGCCUGCCAUGCAUUCCAUGACUUUUUAUUCUUUUAUACGAAAUAUAAUAUGCUGAUGCUCGUGUGUGAACCACCGUGAUAUGCACAUUUGACUUGCAAAAAUGUUACAUGACAGUCUGCAUUAGAUAAUACAGAGGAUAAGAAGCUUUUCUAUAACACGCAAUACCUGCAGCCCACCAAAGGUACAAUAUGCUAGAUUUGUAAGCUACAUGAAGUUUGAUGUGUCAAGCAGCAGUUCUUGAAAAUGCAGAGAGCAUCAUAUUGAAUCCCUAUGUAUCGUAUAAGAAAUAAGUAAAUAUGUAUAUACAUUAUAUAUAUGUACAUAUAUGCAUAUACCUUAUUUGUGUAUGUCUGUAUGUAUAUGUAUGUGUCUAUAUAUGUACAUAUGCACAGAGCUAGGAAGUACUGCCAGUACUUUUAGAUUCAAGAAUUUAUCCACUAAUAAAAUGUAUCAGUUACUACAUCUGCACGUAAAGUGGUUCAAAUUAGCUUUCUCAAAAAUUAUAGCAAAAUCAUGGCUAUCACAAAAAGAAAAUACUGGCAGUAAUCUUGAUUUCCUUGACAAGUACAGCUAUAGACAUCAAACAAUAGUAUUGGACCAGUUUCCCUGAUGGUUACAGUAAUUGGUACUUUUAGUAUAUGAUUUGCAAAAAGAUGUUUUUAAAAUCUAGAAAUACUGGCAGUACUCUCCAACUCUGCUUAUGUAUACAGUAUAUUCAUAUAUACACAUAUAUAAACAUAUGUAUCAUAGGUAUGUAUAUGUAUAUUUGUAUACACAUAUAGAGCUCAUUAUGCCUGUAUACUAAAGAAUUGCAUGUGACAAGAUUUAUUCUUGUGGUAAAAAAAAGCCUGCUUCUAUCUAUUUACUGCCUGUAGCAUUUUCAUGAAUAUAUCUUUUGUUACAUUGUUAUAAUUUCAUUAUCAGUAUGAUUAUUAUGAUAAUUAUGAUUACACUGUUGAUAAUAACUAUUAUGAAUCUGUACUUUCCAUUUUAGUGAAUUUUGGUGAUGAUAAACCAGAGAUGAUCAAUACGAAUAUAAGAAGAGUUAGAAGGUCGAUCGAAAACCGCAAGAUCUUGGGUGCUUGGUGGGGGGUGAUUGUGCCUUCCCUCCGCUUGUAGACGGAUAUCAGAUAUUUAUGUGUGGAAAUAGUCCUAUAUCUCAGGAGUACAGUGUUUCAAUGUAUUCAUGGAGAAGAUUAUGAAUAACAAAUGCCAGGAUGUGUUCAGUAUGAAAUAGACAAGCUGAUGAUUUUAUUAUCAUCACUAUUAUCUUUUUUAUUGUCAUUAUACUAACAUUAUCAUCGUGGGCGUCGUGUUUUGAAUAUAAUUAUAUUUUACUAGAACCAAUAUUAUUUGUGUUUUUAAUUCUUAUUGACUAAUUAUCAACAUUUGAUUAUUAUUUAUUUAUCAUUUUUAACUGUUGAAUGUUGUACAUUGCUAAAAUUCUUUAUUAUUCGUCCUUUGAACUGGAGAUGGACAAAGUUUAUAUCACCUUACUGGUUCAAUGUUCUGUGCAGUAAGUGGUUCAUAAUCAAUUGCAAAGUUGAUUUUUUCCAAUAAAAUGUGGAAAUGA
Penaeus vannamei (Pacific white shrimp) is the source of this 5516-nucleotide messenger RNA. The record is from RefSeq and is a predicted model, not a curated record. NCBI's taxonomy places the organism in Eukaryota, Metazoa, Arthropoda, Malacostraca, Decapoda, Penaeidae.